AUGGACCAGGCGCCAGCGAAAGAGAUCAUAGUCGAGAAGAAGCGGGCGUGUGAGGGUGCCGACUGCGACAACGAUGCGGGAGCUCUACAAUGUCCUACAUGCCAAAAGCUAGGGAAGGAGGCCUUCUUCUGCAGUCAGGAUUGCUUCAAGAGAAAUUGGAGUACACAUAAGGCCCAACACAAGGCGCAGAACAGUAUGCUAUCCAAAGUCAUUCCACCAAAGGUCGUGUCCUUACCAGACGCAGAUGGACACUUCAACCCUUUCCCUUCGUAUCCUUUCACGGGCACUCUGAGACCCGUGUACCCGCUGUCACCACGUCGUACUGUGCCGGACCGGAUACGGCAUCCUGACUACGCACACAAUGGCAUUCCGAAGAGCGAGCAGGUAUUCGUCGGUCGCAACAAGAUCAAGGUUCUCACCAAGCAAGAACAAGAAGGCAUGAGAAAAGUGUGUCGGCUGGCUCGCGAAGUGCUCGAUAUCGCGGCGCGUGCCGCAAAGCCUGGAGUCACCACCGACCAGAUCGACAAGAUUGUGCACGAUGCGUGCAUGGAGCGCGAUUCCUACCCAUCACCGCUGAACUACUGCCACUUCCCGAAGUCGGUCUGCACAAGUCCUAACGAGGUCAUCUGCCACGGCAUUCCUGAUCACCGGCCACUGAAAGACGGCGACAUCCUCAACAUUGACGUGACUCUGUAUCAUGGCGGUUUCCACGGCGAUUUGAACGAGACCUACUACAUUGGCGAUUCAGCUGCCAAGGAUCCCGAUAAUAUUCGUGUCGUCGAGGCUUCCCGAGACUGCCUAGACGAAGCCAUCAAACUGGUCAAGCCUGGUGCUCUGUUCAGAGACUACGGCAAUACGAUUGAGAAGGUCGCCAAGUCGCGGAAGUGCCAGGUGGUGAAGACAUAUUGCGGCCACGGCAUCAACCAACUUUUCCAUUGUGCACCCAAUGUACCGCAUUACGCAAAGAACAAGGCGAUUGGCGAGGCUAAGCCCGGCAUGUGCUUCACGAUCGAGCCCAUGAUCACAAUUGGAUCUUACAAAGACAAGACAUGGCCCGAUGACUGGACAUCAGUCACGUCGGACGGCUCGAAGACUGCCCAAUUCGAGCACACUCUUCUGGUGACCGAGAACGGAGUCGAGAUCUUGACUGCGAGGCUCGAAGAUUCUCCAGGAGGCAAAGAACCGAUGCCAGAGGGUUUCAUGGCCGACGGCAAGGCGAUAGAGGCGAAUGGAGAGGCGAAAACGAAUGGUACAAACGGUACUACGGCAUGA
Messenger RNA from Fulvia fulva, 1272 nucleotides. RefSeq names its product Methionine aminopeptidase 1. Gene Ontology annotation, molecular function: metalloaminopeptidase activity. Bases 1 to 1272 code for a protein of 423 amino acids. The transcript is spliced from 4 exons. NCBI's taxonomy places the organism in Eukaryota, Fungi, Ascomycota, Dothideomycetes, Mycosphaerellales, Mycosphaerellaceae. Gene Ontology annotation, biological process: proteolysis. The record is from RefSeq and is a predicted model, not a curated record.